This is a messenger RNA of Lachancea dasiensis, 885 nucleotides long. NCBI's taxonomy places the organism in Eukaryota, Fungi, Ascomycota, Saccharomycetes, Saccharomycetales, Saccharomycetaceae. The record is from the annotation of a GenBank genome assembly.
AUGGGUGCCGUUAUACAUCUGUGGGGCCUGGAUGGGAAACCUAGCGUUGUAUCACCCGAAAGCGUGGCUCUUUUUUGGUACUUAAACCAUUUAAACGUGGGUUCAAAAGUGACCAUCGUAUAUUCGAACAACACCGAUUUGUCGCCCAACCAGGAACUCCCGGUGCUGCUGGAUGGCUCGAAGAAAAUAUGUGGUUACGCUGAUAUCGCGUCGUACUUUAGUCCUACACAAUCGGUGCUAGAAACAGCGCUUCUCCAAUAUGCCCAAAACCACAUAGGCAUUUUGACCCAGUAUCAACUAUAUCUCAAUCGCAACAAUUACGAUCGAUUCACGCGCAAAGUAUUUGCAUAUCUACUGCAAUGGCCCAUGUGGUACAAUACGCCUUUGAAAAACAGAAGUUUGGCACGGCAACAAAGCGAAACGCUCGGGUACUUUGCACACCCGGACGACGCCGACCAUGCAGAAUUCGACGCUGAUCAGGUUGAUGACCUGGUGCAAUCGAAGGCCUUCAAACUGACACAAGCAUCCAAAGCACGUAAAGCAGAUAUGCUGAAAUCUGCGCGCUUCAAUUUACAAUACAUGUCCCGCUUGGGCGACCAGAUUCAAUCCUGGCUCGAUGCUCGCGAAAAGCUUGGAUCCACACAACCCAUAGCCGCAGACUAUCUGGUUUGGGCAAAUUUAUUCGUGCAACUCGAACUGCCCGACGGAAAUCUAGUGCGGGAACACCUGCAGCACGCCCUGGGAGACAACAGAUACCGCGAGCUCACCGCGAAUUUACAAAGAUGUUCCCUGUUAGACUCCCAUCUUCCUUACAGAGAAGCCGUCUUCAAUGAGCGUGGGAACCUCCUGAUGAGUGCCUACCACGCUGUUGGUAGACUUGUUUAG